Molecule: messenger RNA, 6000 nt
Organism: Aspergillus affinis
Lineage: Eukaryota; Fungi; Ascomycota; Eurotiomycetes; Eurotiales; Aspergillaceae
Product: Arf family guanine nucleotide exchange factor SEC7
Exons: 6
Coding region: 1-6000 (1999 amino acids)
Biological process (GO): regulation of ARF protein signal transduction
Molecular function (GO): guanyl-nucleotide exchange factor activity
Source: RefSeq, a predicted model, not a curated record
AUGGCGGAAGUCGAGAACGGCUCUCCCCACGAGCCGGCCCAAACACCGCAGCCAGACGCCAAAGAGACCGGGGUCGAUGUCUCCACGCACCCCGAGUCCCCUGAGGUGGAUGAUGAAAACAAGCCCACGCUGCCGAUUGAGUCGGAGCGCUUAGAGAUUGAUACGGAUCAUACUCCAGAGGAUACCGAAUCGCAAGCCAAAUUGGUGCCUGCUGACAGCACAGAAUCCCCCGACAACGAUUCCUCUCCUCCGCAGGCCCCCGUCGAAUCCGCAGAGACCGGGGAGGAACCGCAGCCUUCGCUAGACCGGAAGGAGGAGGAAGAAGAAGAGGAAAAAGAAAAAGAAAGAGACACAGUGAGCCCGGCCGAGGAUUCAACGACCAGCCCCGAGAGGGACGCCCCUGGCGAGAAUAAGAAUGCCGAUGAUACAGUUCCCGCCCAGGAUGAGCCCGUUCCCGAUGCCCGAGUACGCUCGGAUUCAAGGUCGACAACGGCCACGUUUGCGACCCAGCGAUCUGUGCCCGUCAGCUCCACCGUUUUCAUAGUGACCGCGCUCGACACCAUUGGUGCAUCGAGGGAAGCACGCAAGAGCAAGGAACUCGAAGAGGCCGUGAAGAAUGCGCUGGCGAACGUGAAACAGUUGGACGGUCAACCCAUCGACCCCGAACUUAUUUUCCGCCCUCUAUACAUCGCAACAAAGAGCCUUAGUAUCCCCUUGCAAGUGACGGCGCUUGAUUGCAUUGGCAAAUUGAUCACAUAUUCCUACUUUGCCUUCCCUUCGGCGCAGGAUAUUCAAACCGAGGCCUCGGAGCAGCAGCUACAACAGCCACCUUUGAUCGAACGAGCCAUCGAUGCGAUCUGCGACUGCUUUGAAAACGAAGCCACGCCGGUGGAGAUCCAACAGCAAAUCAUCAAAUCCCUUCUCGCGGCAGUGUUGAAUGACAAAAUUGUGGUGCAUGGAGCGGGUCUCCUGAAAGCCGUUCGCCAGAUAUACAACAUUUUUAUAUACUCCAAGUCUAGUCAGAACCAGCAAAUUGCCCAGGGAUCUUUGACGCAGAUGGUGAGCACGGUGUUCGACAGAGUGCGUGUGCGACUGGAGUUGAAGGAAUUGCAUCUGCGCGAGGGUGAAAAGGGCCAGGGAGCUUCCUCGGACACCGUUGCCCUCGAACCUGAUGUGAUCCAGACGAACGAUGAAGAUCCUGUGUCGGAUGCAGCCUCCGCGACAGUUGUCGAUCAACCUGUCUUGAAAGAGCCCGUGGAAAAACUCACACUGCAAAGCUUCGAAUCAAGCAAGGAUGUCACCUCCGUCAACGAUAAUGCCCCAACAACGGUCACUCGUGCGAAGGUCGGCCAGACGCAUGCGAAGUCUUCAAGUGGGGGAUUUGAUGACAGAGAAGACACCGAUGGAUCUGCGGAUGAUGAUGAAGACGAGGUUUACGUCAAGGAUUCGUUCUUGGUAUUGAGGGCUCUCUGCAAAUUGAGCCAUAAGAUUCUCAGCCACGACCAGCAGCAAGAUUUGAAAUCGCCGCACAUGCGGUCGAAACUACUAUCCCUUCAUCUUAUCCAUUAUCUCAUUAACAACCACGUCGCUGUAUUUACGUCUCCGCUUUUGACGAUCCGACAGAGCUCCAAUAGCGCAGACGCUAUGACGCUUCUUCAAGCUGUCCGGCCCCAUUUAUGUCUGAGUCUCAGUCGCAAUGGAUCUAGCUCUGUGCCAAGAGUUUUUGAAGUUUGCUGCGAGCUAUUUUGGUUGAUGCUCAAGCACAUGAGGGUCAUGAUGAAGAAAGAGCUUGAGGUCUUCUUGAAGGAGAUCUAUCUCGCAAUUCUCGAGAAGCGGAACUCGCCCACCUUCCAAAAGCAAUAUUUCAUGGAGAUCUUGGAAAGGCUAGCGGGUGACCCGCGGGCGUUGGUUGAGAUAUACCUCAAUUACGAUUGUGACAGGACGGCGCUAGAAAAUAUUUUCCAGAACAUCAUCGAGCAAUUGUCACGGUAUUGUAGUGUACCAGUUGCUGUGAAUGCCUUGCAGCAGCAGACCUUCCAGGAGCACUAUGUUAAGAUCUCGAAGCUGGGGAGCGAAUGGCAUCAGCGUGGGACUCUGCCUCCUUCCCUCACAUCCGCCAAUAUUGCCAAUGCCCAGCAGCCCAAUCUGCAAAAUGUACCUCCAGAGUAUAUACUGAAGAAUCAAGCCGUUGAGUGUUUGGUGGAGAUUCUGCAAUCGUUAGACAACUGGGCCUCGGAACAGCCAGCCGCUGUUCCGAAUCAUUCGUCGCAAAAGUCCAUGGAUAACUCUAGGGAAUCCCUCGACACAAACGUCGGCGCCUACCUAUCCUCACCGAGGGUUGAUGGUGAUGGCAGCACCGGUCGGUCAACGCCAGUGGCCGAAGAUGACCCUGGCCAGAUAGAAAAGGUUAAGCAGCGGAAGAUUGCUCUCACGAACGCCGUUCAGCAAUUCAACUUCAAACCCAAGCGUGGUAUCAAGCUCUUUGUGCAAGAGGGCUUCGUACGGUCCGACUCCCCAGAAGACAUGGCGGGCUUCCUCUUCCGAAACGACCGGUUGGAUAAAGCCAUGCUCGGCGAAUAUCUUGGUGAGGGGGAUGCUGAAAAUAUAGCCAUUAUGCACGCCUUCGUGGACAUGAUGGAAUUCGCGAAGCGACGCUUUGUGGAUGCCCUCCGUCAGUUUCUCCAGCACUUCCGACUCCCGGGAGAGGCCCAGAAGAUCGAUCGAUUCAUGCUCAAGUUUGCUGAGCGGUACACAACUCAGAACCCAAAUGCUUUUGCUAAUGCCGACACCGCUUACGUCCUGUCGUACUCUGUUAUCAUGCUCAAUACCGAUCAGCACAGCUCCAAGAUCAGGGGCAAUCGCAUGACCAAGGAGGACUUCAUCAAGAACAACAGAGGCAUCAAUGAUAAUCAGGAUCUGCCGAAUGAUUACCUGGGAGCUAUUUAUGAUGAGAUUCAGACGAAUGAAAUCGUGCUUGACACCGAGAGAAAGCAUGCUGCCGACGUCGGAAUCCCCACAUCCACACCGGCUGGCUUGGCCUCUCGGGCCGGGCAGGUCUUCGCAACUGUGGGACGGGACAUCCAAGGCGAGAAGUAUGCACAGGCGUCCGAAGAAAUGGCGAACAAAACCGAGCAACUUUACCGAAGCCUCAUCCGGGCCCAACGAAAAACCGCUGUCAAAGAGGCCCUGUCACGUUUCAUUCCCGCUACUUCCGUCCGACAUGUCGGCUCAAUGUUCAACGUUACUUGGAUGUCUUUCCUUUCCGGUCUUUCUGCUCCCAUGCAGGACACCCAAUACCUGGAAAUCAUCAAGCUCUGCAUGGAGGGAAUGAAGCUUGCUAUUCGCAUUAGCUGUGCGUUCGACUUGGAGACUCCUCGGGUCGCAUUCGUGACGGCGCUUGCCAAGUUCACAAAUCUGGGCAACAUCAGAGAGAUGGUGGCCAAGAACGUGGAAGCAUUGAAGGUCUUGCUCGACGUCGCUUUGUCGGAAGGGAACCGGUUGAAGAGCUCUUGGAGAGAGAUCCUGACCUGUGUCAGUCAACUUGACCGACUCCAGCUCCUGACGAAUGGCGUUGACGAAGGAUCUUUGCCUGAUGUAUCUCGAGCUCGCAUUGUGCCCCAGGCCUCUUCGGAUGGCUCCCGCAGGUCGAUUCAAUCGGCCAGACGACCCCGUCCGCGAUCGGUAAAUGGUCCGGCAGCCUUUCGAGCAGAAGUCGCUAUGGAAAGUCGAUCCGCCGAAAUGAUCAGGGGCGUAGAUCGCAUUUUCACAAAUACUGCCAAUCUCUCCCACGAGGCCAUCAUCGACUUUAUCCGAGCGUUGAGCGACGUGAGCUGGCAGGAAAUUCAAUCCUCAGGACAGACAGACUCUCCUCGGACGUACAGUUUGCAGAAACUGGUCGAAAUCAGUUACUACAACAUGACCCGAGUCAGGAUCGAAUGGUCAAAGAUCUGGGAGGUCCUCGGACAACACUUCAACCAUGUCGGGUGUCAUUCAAACACAACAGUUGUCUUCUUUGCGUUGGACUCGCUUCGUCAACUCUCCAUGCGCUUCAUGGAGAUUGAGGAGCUGCCGGGAUUCAAGUUCCAAAAGGACUUCCUUAAGCCGUUCGAGCAUGUCAUGGCCAACAGUAAUGCCGUGACGGUCAAGGAUAUGAUUCUGCGAUGUCUCAUACAGAUGAUUCAGGCGCGGGGUGACAAUAUUCGAUCCGGUUGGAAAACUAUGUUUGGCGUGUUCACAGUUGCUGCCCGGGAGCCCUACGAGGGCAUUGUCAACAUGGCUUUUGAGCAUGUCACUCAAGUCUACAACACUCGUUUCGGUGUUGUGAUCACACAGGGCGCCUUCCCCGAUCUGGUCGUUUGCCUCACGGAGUUUUCUAAGAACAUGAAGUUCCAGAAGAAGUCCCUACAGGCGAUUGAACUCCUUAAGUCUACCGUCACGAAAAUGCUCAGGGCACCAGAAUGCCCUCUCUCCCACCGUGGCGCCCAAGCCCAGGAGGUCAUCAUUGACUCUACAAACCUUGCGAAACAGCUCACCCGCCAGUCCAAGGAGGAGCAAUUUUGGUACCCCAUUUUGAUCGCCUUCCAAGAUAUCCUGAUGACCGGAGAUGAUCUUGAAGCUCGAUCACGGGCAUUGACGUAUCUUUUCGAUACAUUGAUCCGACACGGUGGUGAUUUCCCUCAAGAGUUUUGGGACGUUCUUUGGCGGCAGCUUCUCUACCCCAUCUUCGUUGUGCUGCAGUCGAAGUCUGAAAUGUCUAAAGUACCGAACCACGAGGAACUUUCGGUGUGGCUUUCGACGACGAUGAUCCAGGCGCUCAGGAAUAUGAUUACUCUUUUCACGCAUUAUUUCGACGCGCUGGAGUACAUGCUCGACCGCAUUCUGGAGCUCCUAACUCUUUGCAUUUGCCAAGAAAACGACACGAUUGCCCGCAUCGGUAGUAACUGUUUACAGCAACUGAUACUUCAGAAUGUCUUGAAGUUCAGACAAGAACAUUGGACCAAGGUUGUGGGUGCCUUCGUUGAGCUUUUCAGCAAGACUACCGCCUAUGAGCUGUUCACGGCCGCCGCGACCAUCUAUACGAAGUCGCCGAACUCACAGAAACCCGCCAAUGGUGAGACGGACGGCUCCGAGGAUGGCGCGCCAGAAUCGACCGACUCGGCAUCAGUCCCAGAGAAUUUCGGCGACUCUUCGAAGACCAACGGAUUGCAGCAUGUGGAACAUGAGCAUGAGGAGGGUGACAUGCCUGCUGCGUCCAACGCCGAGUUGGAGGACUAUCGGCCCCAAGCCGAUGUGCAACAGCAGCCAGCCGCCGUCACCGUCGCACGACGUCGGUUCUUCAACCGAAUCAUAACUAACUGCGUGCUUCAAUUGCUCAUGAUUGAGACCGUACACGAAUUGUUUUCCAACGAUAAAGUCUAUGCACAGAUUCCGAGUCAUGAACUUCUCCGGUUGAUGGGACUGCUGAAAAAGAGUUACCAAUUUGCUAAGAAGUUCAAUGAAGACAAGGAUCUCCGGAUGCAACUCUGGCGCCAAGGCUUCAUGAAGCAGCCCCCGAAUCUGCUGAAGCAGGAGAGUGGGAGUGCCGCGACUUACGUACAUAUUCUUUUCCGCAUGUACCACGACGAGAGGGAAGAGAGGAAGAGCAGCCGAGCGGCAACAGAAGCCGCCCUCAUCCCACUCUGUGCCGACAUUAUUCGCAGCUUUGUCCUCUUGGAUGAAGAUUCGCAACAUCGCAACAUAUUAGCCUGGCGCCCCGUUGUUGUUGAUGUUCUCGACGGCUACACCAACUUCCCACAUGAAGGCUUUGAUAAGCAUGUUGUGACCUUCUACCCACUGUGCGUUGAGCUGCUAAGUCGCGACCUGAACCCUGAAAUCCGGGUGGCACUUCAGGCCCUUCUUCGGAGAAUCGGUGAGGCGAAGUUGGGUAUUCCUGUGGCGCCGACGCCCAUCAGUCCGAGGAAGUCCAUUUCCCAGUCAUCCACCCGCAAACCCAGUAGUUAG